Molecule: messenger RNA, 795 nt
Organism: Camellia sinensis
Lineage: Eukaryota; Viridiplantae; Streptophyta; Magnoliopsida; Ericales; Theaceae
Source: RefSeq, a predicted model, not a curated record
AUGGAUGGAUAUUGUUUGCAAGGUCACAUGGAUGAAGCAAUCAAAGUGUUCAAUACCAUAGUGGAUAGGGGCCUUCACCCUAACAUUGUUAGCCACAACAUUUUGAUUAAUGGAUAUUGCAAGAAAAUGAAAAUAGAUGAGGCCAUGCUUCUCUUUCGACAAUUGCCUCGAAGGGGGUCGAGACCUAACACUGAAAUGUUCAAUGCUAUGUUACGGGGUUUGUUUCAAAUAGGUAGAUGUGGAGCUACUCAAAAACUUUUUAAUGAUAUGCAAGCUGCAGGCGUAAAUCCAGAUUCUCAAACUUAUGGUAUCGUGUUGGAUGGGAUGUGCAGAAACAAGAAUAUUUCCAAAGCAUUGUCAUUAUUCCAAAUGAUGGAAAGGAAUGGUUUAGAUCUUAAUAGUGUUACAUACAGUAUUCUCAUUGAUGCAUUUUGCAAGGACAACAAGCUUGGCACUGCAAGGGCUCUUUUCAGUAACCUUUCUUCCAAGGGAUUACAUGUGGUGGAAAUUCUUGCCCGUAAUUUGGAAAGUGAAUCAAGUUUACGCAGAAGGGUUGACUUGUUUUUCCUCGUGGAUUCUAUUACUCAGUGCUCUCGUGGCUUGAAAGGUGAUGUUGGUGAUAUAUAUCCUUCAGCAAUCCAAGCAGUGCUGCCACGUUUAUUGUUGGCUGCUGUUCCUCCUGGAAAUAAUUCACAAGAAAAUCGUAGGCAGUGCUUGAAGGUAGAAUCCUGUUUUGGCUUAAAAAGUUGCAUUUUGUUUUGGCUUUUACCCUCAUUUGUUCCUUUUGAUGUAUAG